GGCCGAUUGAGCAAGCUCCGGGCCACGUGACGAGACUGGGCGGGGCAUCAAGGUUCAUAUCCCAGAGUCCCUUUGUACCUACUUCCUUUCUGUCCUUUUCCGGCGUUCAAGAUGUCGAAGCGAGGACGUGGUGGGUCCUCCGGUGCGAAAUUCCGGAUUUCGCUGGGUCUUCCGGUAGGUGCCGUGAUCAACUGUGCUGACAACACAGGAGCCAAAAACCUGUAUAUCAUCUCUGUGAAGGGGAUCAAGGGACGAUUGAACAGACUUCCUGCUGCUGGUGUGGGUGACAUGGUGAUGGCCACAGUGAAGAAAGGCAAACCAGAACUCAGAAAGAAGGUACAUCCAGCAGUGGUAAUUCGACAACGAAAGUCAUACCGGAGAAAAGAUGGUGUGUUUCUCUAUUUUGAAGAUAAUGCGGGGGUCAUAGUAAACAACAAAGGUGAAAUGAAAGGUUCUGCUAUCACAGGACCAGUCGCAAAGGAGUGUGCAGACUUGUGGCCCAGGAUUGCAUCCAAUGCUGGCAGCAUUGCAUGAUUCUUUGGUGUAUUUGUUAAUUAAAAAUUAUUUGUUCUCAG
Messenger RNA from Zalophus californianus (California sea lion), 575 nucleotides. RefSeq names its product ribosomal protein L23 (gene RPL23). Gene Ontology annotation, biological process: translation. NCBI's taxonomy places the organism in Eukaryota, Metazoa, Chordata, Mammalia, Carnivora, Otariidae. Bases 112 to 534 code for a protein of 140 amino acids. Gene Ontology annotation, cellular component: ribosome; cytosolic large ribosomal subunit. The record is from RefSeq and is a predicted model, not a curated record. The transcript is spliced from 5 exons. Gene Ontology annotation, molecular function: large ribosomal subunit rRNA binding; structural constituent of ribosome.